This is a messenger RNA of Cryptomeria japonica (Japanese cedar), 1903 nucleotides long. Its product is annotated as aldehyde dehydrogenase 1. Bases 65 to 1612 code for a protein of 515 amino acids. The record is from RefSeq and is a predicted model, not a curated record. Lineage: Eukaryota; Viridiplantae; Streptophyta; Pinopsida; Cupressales; Cupressaceae. The transcript has 10 exons. Gene Ontology annotation, molecular function: aldehyde dehydrogenase (NAD+) activity.
CUUAGUUUACAAGUUGUGCAACAAACUUGAUUUGAACAGAGGAAAAGAGAAAGAAAUUGGGAUCAUGGCAUCUCCUAAAUGUAAUGGUUCAGAAGCACAAGCAGGGCCUUGGAAGUUAGUGAUGGAGGAUGGAGGACCCAUCAAAUCUCCAGUCAAAGUGAAAUACACAAAGCUCUUCAUUAAUGGAGAGUUUGUGGAUUCAGUUUCAGGGAAAACAUUUGAGACAUUUGAUCCAAGAACAGAGGAAGUUAUAGCAAGUGUAUCAGAAGCCACCAAAGAAGAUGUUGAUUUGGCUGUCAAAGCAGCCAGGGCGGCCUUUGAUCAUGGUCCAUGGCCUCGCAUGCCUGGAUCUGAAAGAGGCCGCAUACUGAAUAAGUUUGCAGAUCUGAUUCAACAACAUUCAGAGCAACUUGCACUAUUGGAAUCAUGGGAUGGAGGAAAACCUCUGGAUCUUGUUAAAGCAUUUGACAUGCCAAAAUCAGUCAGUGUUCUCCAAUACUAUGCAGGGUAUGCUGAUAAAAUCCAUGGGAUGACAUUAAAGAUGAGUGGGCCAUACCAAGGAUAUACAUUGCAUGAACCAAUUGGAGUGUGUGGUCAGAUUAUACCCUGGAACUUUCCACUAUUUAUGUUUUUCACUAAGAUUGCUCCUGCUCUCACCUGUGGAUGCACACUAGUAGUCAAGCCUGCAGAGUUGACUCCUUUAACUGCACUCUACUGUGCUCAUUUAUCUGUAGAGGCUGGAAUACCUCCUGGUGUUCUUAAUGUGCUUCCUGGUUUUGGAGCAAUAACUGGUGCUGCCAUAAGCAGUCAUAUGGAUAUUGAUAAGGUUGCAUUUACAGGGUCAACUCAAGUGGGGAGAUUGAUAAUGGAAGCUGCAGCCAAGAGUAAUUUGAAGGCUGUGACAUUAGAGCUUGGUGGGAAAUCACCUUUAAUUAUCAUGGAUGAUUUUAAUAUUGAUGAAGCUGUAGAAAUUGCAAAUGCAGCCAUAUUCACAUGCAUGGGACAAAUAUGCAUAGCCGGGUCACGAGUAUUUGUUCAAGAAGGUGUUUAUGAUAAAUUUGUGAAGAAAAUAGCAGAAAGAGCAAAGAAGAUUGUAGUAGGUGACCCACUUAAGGGAGGAGUACAACAUGGCCCUCAGAUUAAUAAAAUUCAGUUUGAUAAAAUAUUGAAAUACAUUCAAUAUGGUAAGAUAGAUGGGGCCAAUUUAUUAAUUGGUGGUCAUUCCUUGGGUGAAAAGGGAUUUUACAUCGAGCCUACAAUUUUUAUUGAUGUUGAGGAUAAUAUGAGGAUUGCCAAAGAAGAAAUAUUUGGCCCAGUCAUGUCUAUUUUCAAGUUCAAAACUAUAGAAGAAGUAAUAGAAAGAGGAAACAAGACAAUCUAUGGUCUUGCAGCUGGGGUUUUGACUCAAAAUAUUAAUGUAGCUAAUAGAGUUGCAAGAUCUCUUCGUGCGGGAACUAUGUGGAUUAAUACUUUUCUUGUAGUUGAUAAUGAUUCCCCAUUUGGAGGAUACAAAUUGAGUGGAUUUGGAAGAGAGUAUGGACCUCACGGCCUUCAAAAUUAUCUACAAGUCAAGUCAGUUAUUACUCCUCUUCAUGAGUCUCCAUGGCUCUGAAGUCACCAUGGCUCUCCAUGGCUCUGAGAACCACCUUGCAUACUCCUCUUCAUGAGUCACCAUGGCUCUGAGAACCACCUUACAUCUAAUUUCUAUGUUAGGUUAUUUUCAUGACAUUUUUCCAUGGUUAUCAAUUCACUAAAAUAAAAUUCUACUAUGUAGUAAUAUGAUUCAAAAGUUUUAUAUUAUAAGGAUCACUUAUGGUGAUAUACAUAUAUUGUGUCUAUUGUAUUAAGAUAAUAUUACGAUGAACUAUAUAUUGAUCCAAUUUGAGGAUAUAUAUAGAUGAGA